Messenger RNA from Akanthomyces muscarius, 2088 nucleotides. RefSeq lists its product as uncharacterized. The record is from RefSeq and is a predicted model, not a curated record. NCBI's taxonomy places the organism in Eukaryota, Fungi, Ascomycota, Sordariomycetes, Hypocreales, Cordycipitaceae. Bases 1 to 2088 code for a protein of 695 amino acids. The transcript has 2 exons. Gene Ontology annotation, molecular function: protein binding.
AUGGCAGCCCAUCCUCACCGCUAUCCCUUCGAAAUGGCACACACAACCGAAUUCGACGCUGCUGUACUGGCGUCCACUGGCAAUGACAACAAUGUAGCGAACCAACACUACCACCAACAAACUGCUUCCGCGACCUCUCCUCACUCUCAACACAAAUCCCACCCAUCUCAAGACAACUGCGAUCGAAGACGACCUGCGGAGGAGGACCACUCCCGCCUCAAAAAGAUGACUUCGGCGCUGGUCGGCAAGACCGUCAGCCCGUUUCUGAAAGAACAUAUCCCAGGCAUCUAUGCGCCCGUCGGCAAAGACUUCCUAGAUGAAUCAUCCCACACACCGCCAAUAUCUGUUCCAAGAGAUGCCAAUACCCGGUUUUGUUACCGCCACCGUCCGGACUCAAAGUGCCGGCGAACAGCGGACGAAACCAAGAUGGGCAUGAUUCAAAGGGAUCUCAACAGUCUCUCCGCCGCUGACCAAGAGGCCAUCACGCACGUUUGGUCUCUCUUCUCGGCUGCACCCGCCAAGCACCGAGAGCUGAUGCUCCAGGGCAUCAUCACGCAGUGCUGCUUCCCACAACUUUCGACCGUCUCCCGCGAAGUACAAGAGCAGCUCAAGAUUGACUUCCUGACAGCCCUACCGACCGAGCUGUCCUACAAGAUUCUAUGUCACCUCGACACCGUGUCGCUGUGCAAGGCUACUCAGGUCAGCCGUCGCUGGCAAAACCUCGCGGACGACGAUGUGGUCUGGCACCGCAUGUGCGAGCAGCAUAUUGAUAGAAAGUGCACCAAGUGCGGCUGGGGCCUGCCGCUGCUGGAAAAGAAGAAGCUCAAGGCAUGGAGCCGCCACCAGCACACGGCCCAUGGCAGCGGAUCGGCCCAGACUGCCGAUAAUGUCAACGGGUCCAACAAGCGUUCAGUAGAGGAGGAAGACGCCCCCUCAAAGCGGCAACGUCUCGAUGGUACCGGUCCUUCCCCGGCUUCUCUCGAAACGGAGCGCAAGUUCCGUCCGUGGAAAGAUGUCUAUCGCGACCGCUUCAAGGUUGGAUAUAACUGGAAGACUGGCCGCUGCACCAUCAAGACGUUCAAGGGCCACGAAAAUGGUGUCACCUGUCUGCAGUUUGAUCAGAACAUCUUGGCUACUGGCUCGUAUGACACUACCAUCAAGAUUUGGAACAUUGAGACUGGCGAGGAGCUGCGUACCUUGCGCGGACACACAGGAGCAUUGCGAACUUUGCAGUUCGACGACAGCAAACUCAUCAGUGGCAGUCUCGACAAGACGAUCAAAAUAUGGAACUGGCAGACUGGAGAGUGCUUGAGUACCCUUCAAUGCCACACUGAAGGUGUGCUGUCGGUGCACUUUGACAAGGGCACGUUGGCGUCUGGAUCAAUCGACAGGACUGUCAAAAUUUUCUGCUUCGACACAAAGCAAACAUUCUAUCUACGUGGCCACACGGACUGGGUCAACCAUGUCAGACUUGACACAGCAUCUCGAACUGUCUUCUCCGCGUCUGACGACUUGUCUGUCAAGCUGUGGGACUUGGAUACGAAGCAGUGCAUCAAAACCUAUCUUGGUCACGUCGGGCAAGUUCAGCAAGUUCUUCUCAUGCCUCCCGACUUUGAACCAGAUGAGGUUCCUGGCCCGGAUGAUAACGAUACUGCCUCUGUGCGCAGUGGCCGGAGCGUGACCCCGACACACUUGGUCCCGGCUGAUCGCUCUGUGUUUGGUCCUGGAUUCGUGUCGGAAUCGCGGCCUCUUCCACCACGUUACAUGCUGACUGGUGGCCUCGACAACACGGUGCGUCUGUGGGAUAUCGCCACUGGCAAAUGCAUUCGAAGCAUGUUUGGUCAUGUCGAGGGCAUAUGGGGUCUAGUCGGCGACACCCUGCGCGUGGUCACCGGUGCUAAUGACUCAAUGACCAAGAUCUGGGAGCCUCGUUCCGGCAAAUGCGAGCGAAGCUUCACCGGUCACGCCGGGCCGGUGCAGUGCGUUGGCCUGAGUGACAGCCGAAUGGCUAGUGGGAGUGAAGACGGCGAGGUGCGCCUCUACAGCUUUGAGGGCGAGACAACUGAGGAGCGGGGAACACCCUCGUGA